AUGCAACUUCUAGCGCUUGGGCCAAUUUUAUUGGGUCUCGCCGCGGCCCAGCAAUACAAGCCGUGUACGGUCGGUUCCGAGCGGAUUUCGAGCAAUGUUUUUGUGUACAAAUGUGUGCAAGGGAAUCCGAGGCUGGGUACACUUGAGAUAUUUGCGGGGUGCCGAUACGAAAACCAAAAUGCUAAACAAGCGACAGCUGCUGUUGGAGAAGCCGUACGCGUCAAUACGCAACCCACUUUAAAUGGCUGGAUUAAAGGCUGCGCAACCGAUAAUGGGAUUAAUUCAUUUAAUGUUAUCGGCUGCUACGUGUACAUGUUUGACGGCAAAAUCACCGAUAUCAAAACGGGCAGCUGGGCGGUGAUCACGGACCCAUUCUUUGGACAAGCGAAGGUGAAUGCGACUUGUGGAGUUGAAGCGAAUGGGUAUACCAUCACGUACGUACCGCUCCAAAAGACGCCUCCUCGACUUGCAAGCACCGUCAAGGCU
Molecule: messenger RNA, 486 nt
Organism: Mesorhabditis spiculigera
Lineage: Eukaryota; Metazoa; Nematoda; Chromadorea; Rhabditida; Rhabditidae
Source: the annotation of a GenBank genome assembly